CUAAUUUCAGGCGUGCUCUUCUCUUUAGGUUGUAUCGCAAACACUGUUAGUGUAUUGCUCUCUCUUUGAGGUAAUUGCAGUUUCACUCAGGACUUUGAGGUGCACUUCAACAACGUGUUUCCAAUCGUCCGCGUGGAGGUUUAAGUGGAAGACGGUAAAAUAUAACACCAGGAUCCUGCAGCCAAGAUGGCAGAUGAGAAGAGACUGUCUGCCAGGCGUAAGCAUACUCUGAAAGGAUGCAUGCUGCUGGUCGCCACUAAUCUGCUGGAUGCUGAGUCAAAUGUGAAGGUGACGGAGAGAGAGAAGUUCCUGGAGGAUAAAGUUCCUCCUCUGGAGCUGCCGUACUCCAAGGACGAGCUGCUGGACCUCUGCCAGAAACUCCAUGAGCAGAUUGACAUCAGCGAGGAGGAGAGAUACAGCAUCGAGUUUAAGCUGAACAUGGUGCUGAACGAGGUCCGAGACCUCAACAUAAAGAUUGUGGAUCUGAGGGGAAAGUUCAAGAGACCCCGUCUGAAGAAGGUCCGCAUGUCCGCCGACGCCAUGCUGAAGGCUCUGCUGGGCUCCAAACACACCGUCAACAUGGACCUGAGGGCCAACCUGAAGCAGGUCAAGAAGGAGGUCAAAGAGGAGGACAAGCAGCUGCGCGAUGUCGGGGAUUGGCGUAAGAACAUUGAAGACAAGUCUGAUAGGAAGAAGAUGUUCGAUAGUUAAAUGUGAUUGUUGCUUUUCGGGAUGGACUGCAGGUCUGAUGUGUUUGUCACUGAAGAGUUUUUCUCCAAAAUGCUUCAUAUCUACAUUAAAACCCUACGUUAUUGUUGACUGCUGUGGAAGGAUAUAUGGUAGAAAUGUGAACACCUUGGAUAACUAACAAGUAAAGUACUCAAGCUAUAGUGUUCGUGGUACAGUAAGUGAUGAAUGAGAAUCACAUUCAUUAAAGUAUUUAAUGCAUGAGUUUUUUACUGACUUUUGACUAAAAUCUGUAAUAAAUGGGAGGUACAUGAGACAGGCCUCAGGUGGUUUCUGGAUAUUUUGCGUUGGAACCAAACUCUUCAGUGGAAUCCAAGCUGCCUUCUGCUUCUGCCUGUAUGGACUCUGUACUGUGAGGAUUGUCCUGUACGUCCGGAUGUGUUAGUACACGAGUGGUAAAUCCAACCUGCUGUUGUUCUCUGACGGCUGACUUAUGCUCCUGCAGCAAAACCUUGCUAAACCGGCUAGAAACGUACCUUCCUCUGCACAAAAAUGAACUGAACUCCAAAUGACCUACUUCAGUGUGUAGUUUAAUGUGUUGACCGGUACUUUCAAAAAGUAUUUGAUUACUUAAAUUCGGUCUCAUUCUUGCACCGACUGUGGCAAUAGUGCACCUAUUCUCGUCAGGUCAAACAGGAUAGUAGUUUAACGUUAGCCUAUAAGUUAGCUAACGGUCAGUAAUGGAUCAAAUACCACAAGUUGUGUUAGCAUGGCAAGCUAACGGUCAUUAAAGGAUGAAAAACAAUCAGAACUUGCAGAAGUAUAACUCAGCCCUCGUCUGUACUAAACAACAUCAUGCCAUCUUUUCUAAGCUGUUCCAACAGAAGUGUGAUGUACUCUAAUCGUGUUGUUGCUGUCACAUUAAAUACAGAAGCUUCAUGUUCA
Molecule: messenger RNA, 1632 nt
Organism: Eleginops maclovinus (Patagonian blennie)
Lineage: Eukaryota; Metazoa; Chordata; Actinopteri; Perciformes; Eleginopidae
Product: troponin I, fast skeletal muscle-like
Exons: 7
Coding region: 187-711 (174 amino acids)
Biological process (GO): cardiac muscle contraction; skeletal muscle contraction
Cellular component (GO): troponin complex
Source: RefSeq, a predicted model, not a curated record